UUUUAAUUCUUCUUGCUUCCCCCACAGCACACGACACCUCUAGAGUUGUAAACUUUGCCUCUUUUCUCAUACCAUAGUCCGCCUCAUCUCUCAGAUGUGCGUGGCAGAGACCCUCGCAUCGCCUCCCGAUUGACAUACGUCCUGUGUUGUUCUUGCGCAGGACAUCUAACAGAAAAAUAUCUCCACCCACGACAUGAAUUCACACGACUCCGAAAAAGCCGACGGCGGGCUCCGAAGCUCAGAUACACACCCAGAUCUCGAAUAUGCCAAAACCAAAAGCUCCCUCGCGGACGUGAGGGUCGAUGACGACGAGGGUGCCUCAUCGCCAACAACGGAGUUUUACAACAACACACCAGUACACCAGGACAAUGGAGUCCUCUCGAAACUGCGACGGCUGGAAGCGCGCAUGGACGCAAAACUGGGCAUUGAAUCCGAGGCGAUCUCCCGCAAACGACCUGAAGAUAAACGGCCGGUGCGGUGGCACGAAGAACUGACGAUGGCACUGCUGUGGGCCUCCGGGACAAUGAAUACAAGUUGUUUUGCAACCGGUUUCCUCGGCUGGGAGUUCGGACUUAGCCUCAAGCAGUCUAUCCUGAUCACCAUCUUCGCAUCACUCCUGGGGGGCGCCGUGACCGGUUACUGCGCGACGUUUGGGGCGGCGACGGGAUUACGGCAGAUUUCGGUGUCCCGGUUCAGUUUUGGCUGGUGGCCCAAUAAGAUCAUAGCGGCGUUGAACGCAGUGCAGCAGAUCGGCUGGGCGGCCGUGUCAUGUAUAACAGGCGGACUAGCGUUGACCGCGGUGGCCGACGGCCAUGUAUCGCUUGUCGUUGGGAUUGUCAUCAUUGCCGUGGUGGCACUGUGCAUCAGCUUCGUUGGACUCAAUGCGAUUUUGGUGUAUGAGCGCUACGCGUGGCUGAUUUAUUUUGUUAUUUUCAUGAUCAUAUUCGGCGAGACGGGCAAAUAUGCCGAUAACACCACGGGCGCCUCGGUGAAGGGCGCCACAUUGUCCGGCACGGUAUUGUCGCUUUUGGCGAUUGUGUACGCCAGUUCGGCAUCCUGGUGCACCAUGGCAUCAGACUACUAUGUUCACUAUCCGGCGACGGUGUCGCGGGUCAAAGUGUUCCUCAUGACGACUGUGGGCAUUGCGAUUCCAACGAGUAUCGGCAUGAUCGCGGGUUGUGUGGUUGCCAGUGCACUUAACAAUCGUCCGGACUGGAAUCACGCUUACACCGAUGAGGGGCUGGGGUUUUUGAUUCAAGACAUGUUGCAUCCGCGCGGGUUUGCGAAGGUGCUGUUGACCUUGUUGGUGCUCAGUGGUAUUAACACGAACAUCAUCAGCAUUUACUCUGCUGCCAUCUCGUGCCAGCAGUUCAGUCGUCCUUUCGCCCGCAUCCCUCGCUUCAUCUGGACGUUUCUGUGCUUCGCUGCCAUUCUGGGUUUGGCUGUGGGUGGUCGCGAGAAACUCAACACUUAUCUGUCCAACUUUUUGUCGCUGUUGGGGUACUGGUGUUCAUCGUACUUUGUCAUUUUGUUGACUGAGCAUGUUGUCUUCCGGCGCGGCGACUUUGCGAAUUAUGAUCUGGAGGGUUGGAAUGAUCCUGCUCGUCUGCCGUUGGGUUUGGGCGCCCUGUUUGCCUUUGGCCUUGGUGUCGUCGCCUGGUGCAUGGGCAUGGUCGAGACUUGGUAUGUCGGUCCGUUGGGGAAGUUAAUUGGCGAUUCUGGUGGCGAUGUGGCCAAUGAGUUUGCUCUUGUUGUUACUGCGGUUAGUUAUUACCCUGCUCGGUACUUGGAGUUGAAGAUUUUUGGGAGAUGAUGCGAUUUCACUGAAGACGGCGUUCAAUAUAUACGAACAUAUUUUACGGCGGGAUUGAAUCCAGUACAUUGAAGGCACCUAUUUGUUUACACCCUCGAAUAACAUGAGAUUUUUUGUGACCGUUUUAGGCACUUGCGACGUUCUCUGGCGCAAUAUGACACAAUGCCACCAUUGCGGCGGGCCAUCGAUGUGCAUACUGCACAGGAGAGUCUUCAAUCUGCUUCAUGCCUCAUUGUGUUGACCUGGCCUAAGCGAGCCACGGGUUGCUUGGACGAACUGACCACAGGCUUCAAUGAUCCAUACGUAUACACACACCGGCAUUCCACUUCAUCAGGCGGCUAAAAACCCCAAUCCCAUUGCUGCCGGACCUUGAGGUUAUACUACAUCAAUAGACCCAUGUUCUAGGCUCUCCUCUUGCAUCGCGGGCUCCCACCCUAUUCAUCCUACCAUACCACAAUCUCAAGCUGGCAGCCACGGCGGCGACAAAAAAGCUGCAAGCGGCACACACAAAAUUGCCCGUUGGAUAGCCAUCUUUGGCCUCGUCGGCCUUCCAGAUCCAUUGCGCAAUGAUCUGACCAAUCCCCGCACUCGAGUUAUGCAAGGCCACGGCGAACGGGAUGGUGAGGAAACUUGGCGUGUUACAUGAAACCCAGUUGGUCAUGGAUGGAGCGCACGGGAAGGCGCCGCAAGCAGCGAGACACAAGCAGCCGUAGCGCUUCACAUAGGCGUCGGCGGGGAGGAGACCGGCAGUCAACCAACCCACACCACCCACGAUCGAAGCACCAGUAAUGUGCCAGCCUCGGCAAUUGAAGCGGUCCGCAGAAUAGGACAGGGUGAUGGCAACGAAGA
Molecule: messenger RNA, 2662 nt
Organism: Exophiala dermatitidis NIH/UT8656
Lineage: Eukaryota; Fungi; Ascomycota; Eurotiomycetes; Chaetothyriales; Herpotrichiellaceae
Product: NCS1 family nucleobase:cation symporter-1
Exons: 1
Coding region: 194-1813 (539 amino acids)
Biological process (GO): transmembrane transport
Cellular component (GO): plasma membrane; fungal-type vacuole membrane
Molecular function (GO): transmembrane transporter activity
Source: RefSeq, a predicted model, not a curated record